AUGGCUCGAUACGUUGUCGCGGAGAGCGCGGGCGGCCAGGCCCCCAAGAGACAGCUCCGCAAGUGGUGGAAAGAAAGCUCCGUAUACCAAGUCUACCCAGCGUCCUUCCAGGACUCGACCGGCUCGGGCGUGGGCGACCUCAAGGGAAUCAUCGACCGCGUCGACCACUUCAAGUCCCUCGGCGUCGACAUUGUGUGGUUAUGCCCCAUCUUUGAGAGUCCCCAGAUCGACAUGGGCUACGACAUUAGCAAUUACAAAAAGAUCCACGAGCCCUACGGCACCGUCGCCGACGUCGAUGCCCUCAAGGACAAGCUCCACGAGCGCGGCAUGAAGCUUGUCCUCGACCUCGUUGUCAACCACACCAGUGACCAGCACGAGUGGUUCAAGCAGUCGCGCAGCUCCAAAGACAGCCCCUACCGCGACUGGUACAUCUGGCGCAAGCCAAAGUACGAUGCUCAGGGCAACCGCCAGCCUCCCAACAACUGGGCCUCCCAUUUCCAGGGCAGCGCGUGGGAAUACGACGAAGCAACAGACGAAUACUACCUCCGCCUCUUUGCGCGCGAACAACCCGACCUUAACUGGGAAAACCCCAAAGUCCGCGACGCCGUCCACGACAUCAUGCGCUUCUGGCUCGACAAGGGCGCCGACGGCUUCCGCCUCGACGUCAUCAACUUUGUCAGCAAGCCCCAGGACUUCCCCGAUUCCAAGCAGGAGGUCCUCCCGGGUUCCGAGCUCUACUCGGCUGGGCCUCGUCUGCACGAGUACCUCAAGGAGCUGGGCGCCAUCCUGCACGAGUACGACGCCUUUAGCGUGGGCGAGAUGCCCUGCGUCAGGGAUCUGAACGAGGUCAUUAAGAGCGUGAAUGGUGAUCGCGGGGAGCUGAGCAUGAUUUUCCACUUUGAAUUCGUCGACAUCGACAUUGGCCCCCACGGCAAAUUCUCCGCCAAGGAAUGGGACCUCGCCGAGCUCAAGGGCAUCGCCAACAAGUGGCAGCGCUUCAUGUACGACCACGACGGCUGGAACGCGCUGUACCUCGAGAACCAUGACCAGCCGCGCUCCGUCAGCCGCUUCGCAAACGAUGCGCCGCAGCAUCGCGUCGACAGCGCGAAAGCCGUGGCCAUGUUUCAGGCCCUCCAGGCUGGUACCCCCUUUGUCUACCAGGGCCAGGAGAUUGGCAUGGUCAACGUGCCCAAAGAGUGGCCGAUGGAGGAGUACAAGGACAUUGACUGUCUGAACCACUGGAACUUGAACAAGGACUCCAAGGACAAGGAAUACCUCAAAUUCCUCAAGUCGCAAUACCAAAAGAAAUCCCGCGAUAACGCCCGCACACCAAUGCAGUGGACCGACGCCCCCAACGCAGGCUUCACCACGCCCCAGGCCACGCCGUGGAUGACAGUACACCCAAACCACACGGAAAUCAACGUCGCCUCGCAGGUCUCGGACCCCGGAUCCGUCUUUCACUUCUGGAAGACGGUCCUCGCAACGCGCAAGCGAUACCUCGACAUUUUCGUCUACGGUGACUUUGCGCUCGUUGACGAAAAGAACGAGCGGAUCCUGGCGUACGCGCGGCGGGCCGAGGACGGCGCUGUUGCGGUUGUCGCGUGUAACUUUUCGAGCGAGACGGUGAGCUGGGAAGGUCUGAAGGCGGAGAGUGUUAAGGAGGUGUUGGUCUCCAAUGGCGGCAAGACGGUGAAGGACUUCAGUGGUGGCAAGGUCUCGCUUGGGCCAUAUGAGGGAGCGGUGGUGCUUCUGGCCUAG
Messenger RNA from Colletotrichum godetiae, 1758 nucleotides. RefSeq names its product alpha amylase. Gene Ontology annotation, biological process: sucrose catabolic process; maltose catabolic process. The record is from RefSeq and is a predicted model, not a curated record. Lineage: Eukaryota; Fungi; Ascomycota; Sordariomycetes; Glomerellales; Glomerellaceae. Gene Ontology annotation, molecular function: oligo-1,6-glucosidase activity; sucrose alpha-glucosidase activity; alpha-amylase activity. The coding region runs from base 1 to 1758 and encodes 585 amino acids. The transcript is spliced from 5 exons.